Rosa rugosa (rugosa rose) is the source of this 1953-nucleotide messenger RNA. Its product is annotated as cytochrome P450 71B34-like. Gene Ontology annotation, molecular function: monooxygenase activity; iron ion binding; oxidoreductase activity, acting on paired donors, with incorporation or reduction of molecular oxygen. NCBI's taxonomy places the organism in Eukaryota, Viridiplantae, Streptophyta, Magnoliopsida, Rosales, Rosaceae. Bases 152 to 1693 code for a protein of 513 amino acids. The transcript has 2 exons. The record is from RefSeq and is a predicted model, not a curated record.
GUUUAGAUUCUGUUUGAAAAAUUCUCCCAUUCAAUAAUGAAUUAUGCAGAUGGUGUGCUUGCUCAGUUAGGACUUGGGGGCAGCAGCUCUUAUAUAUACAAGACCGACAUAGAAAUUAAGAAACAUCAAGGUAAUCACUAAAGCUCCGUUAAUGGCUGACAACACCCUCCUACUAAUCUUAUGGAUUCCAUUUCUCCUCCUUCUCCCUUUACUACUGCUUUUACUGAGAAAGCAGAUCAAUAAGCCACAAAAGCACUUCCCACCAAGCCCUCCUAAGCUUCCCAUUAUAGGCAACCUCCACCAGUUUACUCAAUCUGGUUCAUCACUUCAUCAAAACCUAUGGAGACUAUCACAGAAAUACGGACCACUCAUGCUCCUACACAUGGGUCGCAGACCGACCCUCAUAAUCUCAUCAGCUGAAGCAGCAAAACAGACCUUGAAAGAUAAUGAUCUCCACUGUUGCAGUAGACCGGCCUCCUUGGGAUCUCGCAGACUCACAUUUAACUAUCUAGACAUAGCAUUUUCGCCUUACGGUGAAUAUUGGCGAGAGAUAAGAAAGAUAUGUGUGCAUGAGAUUUUCAGUGCAAAAGGGGUUCAGUCGUAUAGGUCUAUUAGAGAAGAAGAAGUCGUGAAGAUGAUUGAUUCAAUCUCUGACGCAUCAGCUUCAUCUUCUCCUGUUAACCUUACUGAGAAGUUGUUUGCUCUCAUGAGCAGUAUAAUUUUCAGGAUUGUUUUCGGGACAAGUUUCCAAGGGAGCGAUUUGGAGCAUGAAAGAUUUCUUCGAGUGCUUCUUGAUAGUCGAGAUAUGCUUACAGGCUUCUCAUCAUGCGCAGCUGAUUUCUUUCCUCCAUGUAUCGGGUGGAUCAUAGACAGGAUCUCCGGUAAACAUAGAGAGUUUGACAGAGUUUCCAGGGAAGUUCAUCGCUUUUUUCAGCAAGCGAUUGAUGAUCAUCUCAGGCCUGGGAGGACACAACAGGAGCAUGAAGAUAUAGUUGAUGUGCUGCUUAAAAUGGUCAAGAAGCAAACUGAGAUUGGAGCUGCUCAGCUUGGUCAUAAUAACAUCAAGGCAGUUCUCUUGGAUUUGUUUUUAGGAGGAGUAGACACCACUGCAACUGCCAUGGUUUGGGCAAUGGCAGAGCUAGCUACGAAUAUAAGAGUGAUGAAGAAAGCACAGGAAGAAAUUAGAAACUGCAUUGGAAAUAAAGGAAAAGCCACUGAAAUUGAUACAGAGCAGCUGCAGUACCUCAAGAUGAUAGUGAAAGAAACACUUCGACUACAUCCAUCAGGUCCCCUACUUCUUCCAAGAGAAACCAUGUCCCACUUCAAAGUCCUCAGCUAUGAUGUUGACCCCAAAACAACAAUCCUUGUUAAUGAUUGGGCAAUCUCACGAGAUCCAGAAUUUUGGAACGACCCAGAAAAGUUCAUUCCGGAAAGAUUUGAUGAUAGGUCUGUUGAUUUUAAAGGGCAACACUUUGACUUCUUGCCGUUUGGAGCUGGUCGAAGAAUCUGUCCAGGGAUUUAUAUGGCAGCGACGACAAUGGAGCUUGCACUUGCCAAAUUGUUGUGCUGCUUUGAUUGGAAAGUGCCUGAUGGAAUGAAUGAGGAAGAUAUCAAGAUGGAAGAAACAACCCAUGGGGUAACUAUUUGCUUGAAAAAUCCUCUCAACCUUGUCCCUAUGAGAUAUUCUUGUUAGGAAAUAGGAAUUAUGGUCAUGACUUUUCUGCUCGGGUUGAUUAUCGUUCUGCUUCGCUGGUUUGGAUCAUUGUUAUUUGUUUUAUUGUUCAGGCUAGCAAGCCUACUAGAAUGCUGUUUUUUUCUUUUGUAUUGUUUCUUCAGGGAGGUGGUUUUGGCCUAGUCCCCCACCUCUUGUUAUGUAAUCUGAUUGUUGCUGUUUAUUAGUAAUAUAUCUAGCAAGGGACGGGAGGUGGGCUCCCGGUUGUAGUGGUUCCCCUA